UCCAGACGCGCCUAAAAGGAAACAAGACGCUGUGGCUGAAGUUUGUGUUCAUAUUUCUCUUAACGUUACCAGUUUCCACACACUGACAGGUGACUAAAUGGACUAUUAACACAACUGUAACAUAAUUGGCUGGACUGUUGUACCAUUAAUCCUUAACUAAUGGUUGAAGGAUGACAAGAGGACCGAAGUUCAAACAUCCACUCUGCUGACCUCUCCUUGAGCAAGUCACUGAAUUUUUACUAGCUCUAGGGCGCUGCACUGUAGCUGAUCUCUGACAUCAGUUGGAGGUGUACAAAUGAUGAACAAGUUGCCCUAUGGGUGCAAUAAAAGGUCACAUAUAAGUGGUUCGUAAGGUCUUGAGGAUGAGGAAGUGGGGAGACCGAGUGAAAAAGGUUGAGCAGCUUGCUCAGUCGUUCCAGCUGAAUCCUCUGGCCUCACCCUACAAACCUCGACUGUGGCCGUGUCAGCCUUCCUCCAUCUGGAAGCUCUUCCCUCGUCAAAUUAUGGCUUUCAGCUUUGCUCAGAGCUGCAAAGAGGCUGUACAUGUUUUUGCGCUUGAGAAAGAAAAGACCCCCCUUGGUCAAAGGAUGUACCUGGUUACCAGUUACAGUGAGCUGUGGCAUUACUACAGGACUUACACACAGUCCUUGAUGCACUGCUAUGAGGUGAUACCAGAGGGCGCUGUUUGUAAGCUUUACUUUGACUUGGAGUUCCACAAACCCUCAAACAAAGGAGCUGAUGGGAAAACUAUGGUGUCUUCACUUAUCCAGUACGUUUGUGACAAGCUAAUGGACAUUUAUGGGAUUCAGUGCUCCACAAACAAUGUCCUCAAUCUCGACUCCAGCACAGAAGAGAAGUUCAGUCGACAUCUCAUCUUCAAUCUCCAGAAUGCAGCUUUCAAAGACAACAUACAUGUGGGUAGAUUUAUCCAUGCAAUUCUUCAACCAGUUCUGAGCACACCCAAAAAUGGUAGUGUCCUGAAUGUUGGGAUGAAUUCAGUGGCAGAGAACAGUGAAACACGCAGAACGCAUGCUGUUUCUGAGGGGAAGCCGGCACAGGCAGGUGAGAUGGCUGAGAGUCCACAGACCAAGAGGCGCAAGCAGGAAGAGAGAGACCUCAGGUUCCUCAAGGUGAAAAACAAGGAUGGCCAAGACUGUCUCUUUGUCGAUCUUGGUGUUUACACCAAGAACCGCAAUUUCCGACUUUACAAGUCAUCAAAAGUUGGAAAGAACGCUGCAUUCACGGUGGCAGACAACAACAAGUUUAUUGCCAAACCUGAAAAGGGAAUUUCCGAGGAGGAAAGUGUAUUCUUGGCUUCCUUAAUCUGUAAUGUGAGUUUCACAGGUCAAAGGAUUCUAACGUGGGACAUCCCAGAAACAAAGGAAUCCAAAACCUCAACGCUACUUGGCCAGCAGGGGUCAGCCUCAAAUGCAGACUCACUUAAUGGCUGCCUGUCGUCCCCUCAUCAAGAAGUGGACAACUUUGUAUUAACUGUGGUUACAAAGGAUGGCGUACAUGGAAGCAUCAGACGAUGGAACUACUUUGCUGCUGAACAACUGCUUGUCUACGACAUCGCAAAAUACCGCUGGUGUGAAAAUGUGGAAAGGUUUCAUAAAAGCAACAACAUCAUGAUUGUUGUGGAUCUCAAAGAGGAAGUGUGGUACCAGAAGUGUCACGAUCCUGAAUGCAAGAACUUCCGGUCCUCAAGUUACCCACUGCCACAGGAGAUCUGUGUCAGCUACAUCAUGAAACUGGAUGAGGAAGACCAGGCUUACUUAAUGGACGACGCUGGCAACAUUGAACCCAGCCAUGCACCAAACCAGGCCCGUCAAAGCACAUUGUGUCCAGAGGAGGAAUCUGCUGAUGUGUGGGGAGACGGACAGGAUGACCAAGAGUAUUUAGAGAGCCUGGACGAAUUUGAACAAAACAGCGGAGAUAUCUCUGAUCAACUUCUGCUGAAAUGUAUGGAAGAUUUUGAUUCCCACUAGAGGGUGAGAUUUAUUUUAUUUUGCCUGGCUGUACAGCUUUAAAGAUUCUGGUAACACUUCCAAGUCCUCCCUCCGAUUUAGCAUUUAAAAGCAUUAUAAACAAUGUAAAAAUGGUGUAUAACACCCUAGAAUGUAGUUGUAAGUGUUUAUUAUUGUAUUUGUCAACCACUGUAACUUAACUCUUCCUGUGGGCACCCAUCAGUGAAGGCUGCUGUAUUAUCAGAUUGUGUAUUAUAAUAUAGUAAAACACACUUGAAAUAUAGUAUAGAAAUAUAAAGUUGUUGACAAUUACUGUACAAUAAUAAACACUUAAAAUGGCAUAUUUGCUUAUACUACAUUAGUGUUAUAAACUAUUUAAUAAAAUGUGUUGCCAAAAUAUAUGGAUUAAUGCACUUUAACAAUUAGAAUGGAACAAAAAGGUUUCUAGCAACAAAAAUAUUUAGAAAUCAUUUAUGCCCUUUCAGGAAUCCAUCAAAAUAUGUUUCUCCAUUCCAAAAGACAAACUGUAUACCACAAUUUUGGAGGAAAGUUUAUUUGGUACAGUUGAUAAAUAAAGAUACUGUACAUAUAACUCCAGCACAAAACUGCACCUUUGCCCUUUUCACAUCAUAAGAGUCUUAAAAAAAACAACAAUAUGGCUUAAACUGUCAACGAGGCCUCGACAUGAUUAAAUGUGUCCAAUGACCAUAAAAAAAUGUGAAUUCACAACACGUUUUUUGUGAAACAUCUGAAAUGCUGCUCUGUUACACACAAGACUCUUAGUUUCAUGGACCAUCAGGGAAAGGUUAAUUUGACAUGCUGACGAGGACGUGGAAUUACUUUUGAAAAACCGGCUUCUUAAAAUGAACAGUGAUACUAGCGAGCCAAAUAAAUACCCUGAAGACGUGUGCAUCAUACAAAUGACCGUAUGUAGAUUUAUCCUGCAACCAAUGGCACUGAAACAUGAAAAAGGAAAAAAGGCAUGUACAUUGUCGUAACAUUUGAGAUUUUCCAUGCAGAAACAAAAACAACCAAAUGGCACAAACGGUCUGUCAAGCAACAAGAUUCCUAAUAGGCCAUCAUCUACAUUGCGCACCAAAACCGGUUUAUCAGUCCUUUUAGCAUACAGCAUCGAGAAACAUGGGAAUGCAGGUAAUUAUAACUACAGCGCAUCAGGCUUGACACUUUGCAUACAAAUAGACUUUUCAGCAGAUACACUAUUUACAGGUUUAAUGGUUACAUUAAAUAUCAACUUAAAUAGAACCAAAACAUUAAAUAGUCUGGUAUAUAAAUACUUUGUCACUGUUGAAAAAGCAUGUUUAUAUGAUCUUUUGUGGUUACCAAGAAUAAAAAACACGCAGAAAUGUCUUCAGGGGCUGGACCUUUCUGACCAUGACAUAGUCAGAUUUGAUGGCAGUUAAGGCAUAAGAAGUCUCAUUUCCCCUUCGUUUUUAAACCCUUACUCUUGGAUAACUUAUACCGGUCACAUGAUGACAUGUUCCUGGAUAUUAUGAACUAAUAAGCCAGUGAUGGCAGGGUAAAUUUAGUGCUACAAUUGCUAGAUGAAGUGGGGACAAUACAUACGUCAAACUGAAAUUCAUUAUCCAGUUUGUUUGAAAGCAAUUCCCAAGAUUGUGAAUAUUGUUACUUGUAGAUAAAUUGAGGCAAAUAACCAUCAAUAAACUAUUUGGUUCUGGCUGUGUGCUCUAAAUGAUUGUCACGUUCCCUACAGUAUUCCUCGAUCCCAGUUUACAUCUUAAUUCCGGCAUAGAGUUCAUCAAUUUUCCCUAUGAAGCGGCUCCGAAGCUCAGCCCUCUUGGCCUUCAGGGUGGGUGUCAGUAAGCCGUUCUGGACAGAAAACAUCUCAGGAUGUAAUGCAAUAUCUCUCACCUGCAAAGAAAAAAAAAGCAAAGAAAAAUGAAUAACAAAGAAUAAAAAAACAUAUUUGAAGUAGGGCUGCAGCUGUUUUGUUAUUGAUUAUUUUCUUUCAGUUCAUAAAGUGUCCAAAAAUAGUGAAUAAUUAAUGCCCAUCACAAGAAUAGCAGCACAUUCUGACAUUUGAUUAUUGUAUAAUUUACAUUUGUCAAUUGGCAUAAUUGACUUUAGCAUUAAAUCAAAAUACCUUAAAGGGUAUCUUCAGUAAUUUUCAACAUGGAUCCUAAUUUGAUGAAAAAAUGUGUCAUUUGUUCAGUAUUGAGCAAAAUAGGGCUGCAACAUAAUUCUUGCGGGCAAUUGCACCCCAUCAAAGUACGGCCACUAAUGUGCUUGUUUUUGCCAAUGACAGGCUCAGAUUGUUAUUGUAAGUGUCUGACAAUAUGGAAAGGAUCCCUACAGAGAUAAACCUUUUUUAAAAGAGUGAGAUCAUUUUUGUUUAACCAGAAGCAGUCAUUUUAUCACUCUCGUCAAAGCCACCAGACUCCGUUGAUAAAAACAGUUUACCUCGCAAAAUACGGGAGUUGCUGUUGUACCGCUGCUUCGAUCGGUCAAAUUUGACGGGGCACAAUUGCCUGCAAGGAUUCUGUUGCACCCGUUUUGCUGCAGCCGACUGCAGCACGCUCGCUCAAUACUGUACCCAUUUUUAAAAACUGUCCCAAUUAGUCACAUAGGCACAAAAAACAUGUGAAAAUAGGGUCCAGGUUGCAAAAUACCAAACUUAUCCUUUAAAUAACAUAUUCAUUUUUUAAGUAGCUGGUGAUUUAUUCAGUCUGUGAAUUUAAACUGAUAAGUUUGCUAAAUAUUUCAGUUUAAUUUGAAGAUGAGAAAUAAAGAAUUAUUUAAUUAAAUGUGUUUUUGCACUUAAAGAAGUUGCUGAUGCCAGACCAAAGCAGCAGAAUGAAAAAUGCAGAACUUGAUAGAUAAACAGGUCAAACAUGGCAACAAUCACCUGCUCAAAUGACUUUAGUCCUGCCUCUUUGCCCAACCUCAGGAUGUCCUCCAGAAUGGCAUUCUUCACAUCCUAAAAACCAGUCAGAAAAAUAUUAUAUAUGCAUAGCAAGAAAGGCCGUGUGUUUGGGCUGCUAAUAGGCCUACUAAUGAAUCUCACCAUGUUAUUGCAAAGUUCAGCGUAUGAUCCUUCAAUCCCCUUUUUCUUGAUCCAAAUAGGUAAAAAGUCUGGAUCAGGUACCACUAUCCCCACCAGGCAUGCCUGAAAAAUACAACACGGAUAACAGGAAAAUCAGUGGCACACCAACCGUACUAAGCUAGAAACUACUGUGAAUAUCUGAGAUGUAGUGCUACAUCGUUAUCAUGUUACUUACCUGUAAGCUUUCACCGUAAACAAAUAUCUGGGCCACUGGAUCACUGAGAUUAUAGAUGGUUUCUAUUUUCUCGGGGGCGAUGUAUUCUCCUUGUGCCAGCUUGAAAAUGUGCUUCUUUCUGUCAGUGAUCUUCAGAGUGCCGUUCUGCAACAAACCAGGAGAACUUGAAAUUAAGGUUACAACUGAUGCUAAGCUACUAGACUUAAUACCCACAACAAUAAUCAAAGAUCAGUAGUGCCCUUCAGCCAGUUCUGCUUACAGGAAGCCAUUUCCCAAUGUCUCCUGUGUGCAGCCAUCCAUCCUGGUCGAGUGCCUCUGCUGUUUUCUCGGGAUCUUUCAGGUAUCCCAGGAAUACAUUUGGUCCUUUGACACAUACCUAGAAGGAGAGAUGAUAACAUGUAUUGUUAUGCUGGUGUUGUUGUCUGGCACACAGACCUUUCCACUGCAAUGUUAAAAAUUGUAUCCAUGCUAGUGGCAUGGUUUUAGGGGUGGCAAUGUUGGUCUGUUGAGAAAAAAAAUGUUAACAUCACGUACGCCACCAUGAGGUUGAUGUUUGUGGUUUUUAGUUAAAUGUCUUGAAAGCUGUUGAAAUCUAGUUCAGACAUUCAUGUCCCCCUCAAGGUAACAUUGCAAUCACUUCAAACCAAGUUAUAUUUUUGUCCAAUACUUUGCUGGUUAAUGACCAAAUACCUGCAAAACUAAAGACACUCCCAUCAGUCUCAGUUGUACUUUGUGUUUAGUGAUAAGUAGAAAAAGUGAGCAAGAUAAUAUGUAAAACUAAAGUGUCGAACAUGGUACACAUUAUACCUGCUGGACAUCCGCAUGUUAGCAUGCAGAGAGCAUUUAGCUCAAAGUACUGCUGUGCUAUGUACAUCUGCUAACAUGACAGUAGACUCUUAUUCAUUAACGUAAUUGAAACUUAACUCUGUCAUGUGUUACUUGUGUUUAUCAUGAUUUAAUCUGUAUAUAUACAUACAUACAUACAUACAUAGUAUUUCUUCUUUACAACUUGUUAAGCUGAAUAAAUGCUUAACCUAAUGAAACUGGAAAACGGUACAGUAAAUCCCUUAUUAUAGUGUAGUGUGGGUUGGAAAACCCACUUGACAACAGAGGACUUACUUAGACUUAUAAACUCAGCAUAAAACAGUUGGAAUAAAGCAAAUAAAUACAUUUCCACACCCA
Messenger RNA from Micropterus dolomieu (smallmouth bass), 6406 nucleotides. RefSeq names its product primase and polymerase (DNA-directed) (gene primpol). Lineage: Eukaryota; Metazoa; Chordata; Actinopteri; Centrarchiformes; Centrarchidae. The coding region runs from base 363 to 1988 and encodes 541 amino acids. The transcript has 14 exons. The record is from RefSeq and is a predicted model, not a curated record. Gene Ontology annotation, molecular function: DNA-directed DNA polymerase activity; chromatin binding. Gene Ontology annotation, biological process: response to UV; mitochondrial DNA replication; replication fork processing. Gene Ontology annotation, cellular component: mitochondrial matrix; nucleus.